AUGUCACCGUCUUAUCACGCUCAGUUGCUCUCUGAAUAUCUAAAAUUGGCGCCGCAUUUGGAAAUUCCUUCGACGCAUCGCUUCUCUCGGCCAGUACUUCGACACCCUGAUCUUUCUCCGAAUAAUAUCUUGGUCAAUUCCUCCAGCGAUAUAGUGGGGAUUAUCGAUUGGCAAAAUGCAGUAAUAUUACCACUUGGCCUGUGUGCUGGCAUACCAGACCAUUUUCAAAACUGGGGGGACCACGUGUCAGAAACACUGAAAAAACCAGUAUUACAACUCCCCGAGAAUUUCGAUAAACUCAGUCAAGACGAGCAAGACUCAAUACGGGAGACAAUGCGAAAACGUUUAGUCCAUUUUUACUACGCGGCGUUGACUAUGAAGCAUAUGCCCGACCAUUUUGAUGCUUUGCGUAAUGAAAAUGCAAUGCUUCGGGUCAAGCUGUUCAGUUGUGCUGGAGCGCCGUGGGAAGGAGAUUCGUUGUCCCUGAAAUACGCCUUGCUUCAAGUCCAUCAGAACUGGCCGACGAGUCUGGGUCGAGAUGAUACCACAGAGUCCGCUCCCUGUCCGGUGCAAUUUACCGAAGAGGAAAGCAGGCAGUGUGUCGACAAACGUGAGCAGGAACAGGAAAAACUGCAAGAGUUAAGUGAGAUGAAAGACGUCAUUGGUAUAGACGCGCUGGGAUGGGUUCCUGAUGAUGAGCAGCUGGAAAAGUCAAAGAGGAUUGCCGAAGCGAUCAAGGAGGGCUUGUUGGCACAUUCGGAAAAUGAAAUGGAAAGAGCUGCUUUGAGUGCGCACUUUCCUUUUGACGAUCAUGAUGAAGAUGCAUGA
This is a messenger RNA of Talaromyces rugulosus, 828 nucleotides long. RefSeq lists its product as uncharacterized. The coding region runs from base 1 to 828 and encodes 275 amino acids. The record is from RefSeq and is a predicted model, not a curated record. Gene Ontology annotation, cellular component: mitochondrion. Lineage: Eukaryota; Fungi; Ascomycota; Eurotiomycetes; Eurotiales; Trichocomaceae. The transcript has a single exon.